Messenger RNA from Tachysurus fulvidraco (yellow catfish), 2206 nucleotides. Its product is annotated as GATA zinc finger domain-containing protein 14-like. The transcript is spliced from 3 exons. Bases 1 to 1752 code for a protein of 583 amino acids. Lineage: Eukaryota; Metazoa; Chordata; Actinopteri; Siluriformes; Bagridae. The record is from RefSeq and is a predicted model, not a curated record.
AUGGCAGAUGGGGGAGGACGUGACCUGAAACUGCAGGGACAGCUGGACUCCUCGCUUCCCUCUCAAGACCUCACACCUACAACCAACAACACCAACAAUACCUCCUCUACCACCAACAAGAACACCAACAAUACGUCUACUACCACCAACAACAACACCAACAAUACCUCCUCUACGACCAACAACAACACCAACAAUACCUCCACUACUACCAACAACAACACCAUCAAUACCUCCACUACUACCAACAACAACACCAACAAUACCUCCUCUACUACCAACAACAACACCAACAAUACCUCCACUGCUACCAACAACAACACCAUCAUUACCUCCACUACUACCAACAACAACACCAACAAUACCACCUCUACUACCAACAACAACACCAAUAAUACCUCCUCUACCACCAACAACAACACCAACAAUACCUCCACUACCACCAACAACAACACCAACAAUACCUCCUCUACGACCAACAACAACACCAACAAUACCUCCACUACUACCAACAACAACACCAUCAAUACCUCCACUACUACCAACAACAACACCAACAAUACCUCCUCUACUACCAACAACAACACCAACAAUACCUCCACUGCUACCAACAACAACACCAUCAUUACCUCCACUACUACCAACAACAACACCAACAAUACCACCUCUACUACCAACAACAACACCAAUAAUACCUCCUCUACGACCAACAACAACACCAACAAUACCUCCUCUACCACCAACAACAACACCAACAAUACCUCCUCUACUACCACCAACAACACCAACAAUACCUCCUCUACUACCAACAACAACACCAACAAUACCUCCUCUACCACCAACAACAACACCAACAAUACCUCCUCUACCACCAACAACAACACCAACAAUACCUCCACUACCACCAACAACAACACCAACAAUACCUCCUCUACCACCAACAACACCAACAAUACCUCCACUACCACCAACAACAACACCAACAAUACCUCCUCUACCACCAACAACACCAACAAUACCUCCUCUACCACCAACAACAACACCAACAAUACCUCCUCUACGACCAACAACAACACCAACAAUACCUCCUCUACCACCAACAACAACACCAACAAUACCUCCUCUACCACCACCAACAACACCAACAAUACCUCCUCUACUACCAACAACACCAACAAUACCUCCACUACUACGAACAACACCUCCACAAACACCAACAACAACACCUCCACUACCAAAACCACCAACAACAUCUCCACUACCACCUCCACUACCACCUCCACUACUACCAACAACAAUAACACCUCCACCACCAACACCUCCACUACCACCAACAUCAACACCUCCAAUAACACCUCAACUACUACCAACAAUAACACCUCCACUACCACCACUGACAACAACACUUCCACUACCACCUCCUUUACUACCAAAAACAACACCUCCACUACCACCACCACCACCAAUAGUAACUCCACUACCAACACCACCAACAGUACCUUCACUACUACCGACAACAAUAACACACCCACUACCACCACCACCAACAACACCUCCACUACCACCAACAACAACACCUCCACUACCACCAACAUCAACACCUCCAAUACCACCUCCACUACCACCACUGACAACAACACUUCCACUACCACCUCAUCUACUACCAAAAACAACACCUCCACUACCACCACCACCACCAAUAGUACCUCCACUUUUCACCACCACCACUCCCACUACCACUGUCACCAGUAACAGUACCUCCACUACCACCACCAUCAGCACCACCAACAGCAUCUCAACCGACACUUCCACUACCACCACCAACAACACUCCCACUACCACCACCGACAACAACAACACCUAUACUACCAACAACAACACCUUCACUACCACCUACACUACUACCACCAACAACAACAGCACCUCCAUUACCACCACCACCAACACCUCCAAUACUAUCAACAAAGUUUCAAAGUAUCACACUCCUAUCAGAAAUACUUAACCAUUCCAAAUUCAAUUUGUUAUUUCAAAACAUUAUAUAUCUUUCUUUCUUUCUUCCUUUUUUUCUUUCUUUCUUUCUUUCUUUCUUUUUUGUCUUUAUUUUUUCCUCCCUUUUUUAAUUUUUUUAUUGCAGACUAUUAAUGGUUCUUAAUUUUGCCUAUUUAUUAGAGCAGGAGGGAGGGGGUAUUUUUUGCCUGUUUUUAAA